GCAGAGAAUGUCUGGGCCGCCAUUUUAUGAAGUAGGGAACUGGAGCAAUUAAACGGUGAGCUGGUUCUUGUCAGGAGGCUUCGUUUCUGUGUGUUCUCAGAUACCUUCUUGGCCUUCACAUCGGAUUUGGCCAGACCUGCCGAAAAAGCUGAAAAAAUACGAGAAAUAGCCUCAGGAAAGAGGUUGUUAAAAUGGAAAGUGAAAUGGCGGAAGCCGUUGUGGAGGACUCGGAAACCUUCAUGAAAAGAAAAGAGACAAAGACAUAUCAGAGGCGUAGGGAAGGUGGUGUAGAUGAAGAUAACUGUGUCAUAGUCCAAAGCCAGACAGAUAUAAGUGAAGUACCUCAUGAUGUCAACAGUAAUGUUCAGAUGGUGAUGAUGGAGCAACUUGAUCCCACCCUAUUACAAAUGAAGACUGAAGUUAUGGAAGGUGUGGUUUCACAAGAAGGUGAUCCUACUGUGGACGAUACACAAAUAAUUACACUACAGGUUGUCAAUAUGGAAGAGCAGCCAAUUAAUCUUGGAGAGCUUCAGCUUGUCCAAGUUCCAGUAGCUGUUCCGAUGGCCACAACAUCGGUAGGUGAACUUCAUGCAGCUUUUGAAAAUGAGGUAUCCAAAGAAGGCCUUCAGGAAGGGGAGCCCAUGAUAUGUCAUACCUUACCUCUUCCAGAGGGUUUCCAAGUAGUUAAGGUAGGGGCAAAUGGAGAGGUAGAAACUCUAGAACAGGCAGAGUUACAACAACAAGAAGAACCUGGCUGGCAAAAGGAUCCUGAUUAUGUGCCCCCUAUCAAAAAAACAAAGAAAACUAAGAAAAGCAAACUGCGCUACACAGAAGAAGGAAAAGAUGUUGAUGUCUCUGUCUAUGAUUUUGAAGAAGAGCAACAGGAAGGACUGCUUUCUGAUGUGAAUGCAGAAAAGGUUGUUGGAAAUAUGAAGCCUCCAAAGCCAACAAAAAUUAAGAAGAAAGGUGUGAAGAAGACGUUCCAGUGUGAGUUAUGUAGUUACACCUGUCCAAGACGUUCUAACCUGGAUCGCCACAUGAAAAGCCACACCGAUGAAAGGCCACACAAGUGCCACCUAUGCGGAAGGGCUUUCAGGACUGUUACUUUGCUUAGGAACCACCUCAAUACUCAUACAGGUACUCGGCCUCACAAGUGUCCUGACUGUGACAUGGCAUUUGUAACUAGUGGUGAAUUGGUCAGACAUCGUCGUUAUAAACACACCCAUGAGAAACCAUUCAAAUGUUCGAUGUGUGAUUAUGCCAGUGUUGAGGUAAGUAAGCUGAAGCGGCAUAUUCGAUCCCAUACUGGAGAACGUCCCUUCCAAUGCAGCUUGUGCAGCUAUGCCAGCAGGGACACAUACAAGUUGAAAAGACACAUGCGAACCCAUUCAGGUGAAAAGCCAUACGAAUGCUACAUUUGCCAUGCUCGUUUUACGCAGAGUGGGACCAUGAAGAUGCAUAUUUUGCAGAAACACACUGAAAACGUGGCCAAAUUUCAUUGUCCCCAUUGUGACACAGUAAUUGCAAGGAAGAGUGACUUGGGUGUCCAUUUGCGAAAGCAACAUUCCUACAUUGAGCAAGGAAAGAAGUGUCGCUACUGUGACACAGUGUUCCAUGAGCGUUAUGCACUAAUCCAGCACCAGAAGUCUCAUAAAAAUGAAAAACGAUUUAAAUGUGACCAGUGUGAAUAUGCUUGCAGACAGGAGCGACACAUGAUUAUGCACAAAAGGACCCAUACUGGUGAGAAGCCUUAUGCCUGUAGCCAUUGUGAUAAAACAUUUCGACAGAAACAGCUGCUUGAUAUGCACUUCAAAAGAUACCAUGACCCAAGUUUUGUUCCUGCAGCAUUUGUGUGCUCCAAGUGUGGGAAAACAUUUACUCGAAGGAAUACAAUGUCAAGACAUGCAGAUAAUUGCACUGGGCCUGAUGGUACAGAUGGUGAAAAUGGAGGAGAAAGUGAAGUGGUUCACAAAAAAGGGAAGCGUGGUCGCAAGAGAAAGAUGCGCUCCAAGAAAGAAGGUUCUUCUGACAGUGAGGAUAAUGCUGAACCUGAGCUGGAAGACGAUGAUGAUGAAGAUGAAGACGAUGAAGAUGAGACACCUGUAGAAAUAGAAGCUGAUCCUGAACCAGAAGAGCCACUGACUCCACUUCCACCCCCUGCAAAGAAGCGUAGAGGAAGACCGCCUGGUAAAGCCAACCAAGCAAAGCAAAAUGCAGCUGUUAUUCAGGUGGAUGAUCACAGCAACAGAGCAAUUGAGAACAUAAUUGUUCAGGUGAAGAAAGAAUCCGACCUAGAAGCAGAGGGGGGUGUGGAGGCUGCUGUACCAACACCUGCAGUGGAGGCACCAAAUGGAGACCUUACUCCAGAAAUGAUACUGAGCAUGAUGGACCGGUGAUGCAGGCAAAACCCAUUGCCUUGCUUUAUUGAACUGGCUCGAGCUGUGUUUAAAUGGCUCAUUACUAUUUUAUGAGAUCUGAUAAUUUUAUUUUUAACUUUGCUUUGUGGAUUUUUUUUUUUUAAGAUCUGUUUUACCAUGUCUGUACAGGAAAACCUCUUUCAAGUAAAGCAAAACAUACUGGCUAUCCAAAAUUCAACAAUAUUUUCAGGCCAAUCAUGGAAUCAGUUAAGAGGUUUCCUUUAGAUAAAAUAUUCUCUUUUGCGGUUAACCCAAAAUCUGCCAGGGAAAACUAAAAUUUUACUUAAGAGUAUAAAUUUCCCUAAAUGAAUUCUACCCAGAAUGGCUCAAUCCCAGUCUUUAUUUACAUGGCUUUAAUUAAUUUAAAAAAAAAAAAAAA
Molecule: messenger RNA, 2796 nt
Organism: Xenopus tropicalis (tropical clawed frog)
Lineage: Eukaryota; Metazoa; Chordata; Amphibia; Anura; Pipidae
Gene: ctcf
Product: CCCTC-binding factor
Biological process (GO): positive regulation of transcription by RNA polymerase II
Cellular component (GO): nucleus
Source: RefSeq, marked provisional